AAGUCAGAAACCUCAGAAAACUCAAAAACUACGGUAAAAGCUCAGUAAAUUAUUAGAGUGGGCACCAAUAGCCGAUAGUGAGACAGAAGUUAGCCACCUUUAACUACCCUGAAUACUGAUAGAUAAUCUACUGAUCCACUAAAUCCUCACUAAUUAUAUUCAGUUAUCAUCCCUUAUCAUUAAGUUUAGUAAAUCUCACUAAAAUUUCUCACUAAUCGUGAUUGAUCCUCACUAAUCCUCACUAAUUAUAUCAUGUCACUAUUCAAGCCAGGAGCUAGAAAAUAUCGAACUUUAAUUAUUCGAAUAGCACUAUUCUUAUGGGUCUUAUCUACCUGGUACUGGAUCCAAAUUACCUACCUCGGACCCAGAAUUUCCACAAGUUUACCAUCCCCUAUCACAAAUAUUAAUACUGAUUCCUUUACUAAAUUUUUAUCUAAGAAAUACCCUAAAUUUUUUAAUUUAGUACCGGCUAAAUCCAUAUAUGAUUAUGAUGAAAAAAAAUCCAUUCGUUAUGAUCCUGGAGUUCAUUCAAUAGUAUAUAACUAUUUUCUCACUAACGGUACUGAAACUAUUGAUGAUCCUAGCGAUACAGCUUCAUUAUUUAAUACCCACUUAUACCAAGUCUUAACUCACUUGGACUUUGAUUCCCGUUGUAACCUUUACUUCAACAGCUUAUAUGCCAACCAUAAGCUGGGUGAUCCCAUAAUUAGUCCAACUAAACACUUUGACUUUAAUAGAGAUCAUUAUAAAUCAAUUGAUGAUUAUCUCAAAUGGUGCUUAGAACAACUUAAGAAAGAGUUCCCUGACGUGGAAGAACUUACAGUAGAACAGGAUACUAAAUUUCGGGAGGAAUAUGCCGAAAUUCAAGCCAAUUUGGCAAGAGAUAAUGUAGUAUUACAUGAUUACAUUACCCAUUUAAAAGUAUUCAAUAAAUGCUUUCUCGCUAGUCCAGCAUCUCAAGACAAGUUUAUUGCAAAUCAGCGUAAACUCAUGAAUGAGUUUAGUAAAACUGAGCAUAGUUAUAUCCCUUCCACCAUUCCUGAAAUAAAGAUUAGUCCUACUUACCAUAAUGAACACUUUCUUGAAACUCUUAUAUAUCCAUGGCUUAGUCAGAGAUCACCACUCUUUGAAACCCAUGAUGGUAAGACAUAUGAAUUAAUCCCCAAUACACAAUUCACCAAGUCUCAUUCUUUUCUUCAACAAUACAAAUCCAAACUUGGUGGAAGAGGUAUAGUCCUUACCAUUGCUGAUGAUCAUACAGACAAUACUAUUCGUCUUAUUCAUAUUUUACGUCAUUUGGGUAAUGAAUAUCCUAUUCAGAUUGUAUAUGACUCCACCACAUUAUCAGCAGAGUCUAAAUUCCAAGUAUUUCAAGCUGCUACUGUCAGCUUCCAUGGCCUUAAGAAACAAGACAUAACAUUUGUUCAAGUAAAUCCUACCAUAGCUGAUGGAUUUAUGGGUAAGUUUGGUGGAUUUGGAAAUAAGAUUCUUGCAGUAUUAUUCAAUUCCUUUGAAGAAAUGCUCUUUCUUGAUGCCGAUGUAGUAAUACUUCAACCUCCUAGAUUUUUCUUUCAACUUAAGAAGUAUCAACAAUAUGGUACUUUAUUCUAUAAGGAUAGAUCAGCAGUUGAAUUUAGACCUGAUUAUGAUAUUCAAUUCUUUAAGAACUUUAUGAAUAAUCAACUUGAUGAGAUUGUAUUUGGAUUAAAUCAAGUCACCAAUAAUACUAUUGAUUUACCAUUCUUUUCUAAACAUAUUAAUCAUUAUAUGGAAUCUGGACUUGUAUUAAUUGAUAGACGUCGUCAUUUUAAUCAAGCACUUAUUAUGGCCCAUCUUAAUUUCUAUCUCCCUAUUCAAUCCAGAUUAUAUGGAGACAAAGAAUUAUUUUGGUUAAGUAUGGCUAUGUAUGGUGAUGAAUCAUUUCAAUUUAAUAAUCAUUUUGCAGCUGCCAUUGGUGAAGUUACUCCUGAUUCUGAACGUAUUUUAGAUGUUGGUAAAGCUCAAUCGUUCAUGUCUAAAGAGAUUUGUUCUAAUCAUCCAGCUCAUAUUAAUGAUGAAGAUAAUCAUACAUUACUUUGGUUUAAUUCAGGUUAUGUAUUCUGUAAUCAACUUAAGAAAAUUAACUUUGAACAUGAGUUUGAACAUAAAAAACGGUAUACAAAGAUUAAGACACUUGAAGAAUUUAAAACUUUUUUCACAUCCAAAUUAAUCAUUAAGGCAGCCAUAGUUCCACCUCAUUUGAAAUUAACUGAGUCAAAUGAUUUAGGAGAACCUGAUAGAGUAUGGUUUAAUAUGGGACAAUAUUGUUCGGGAUAUACAUGGUGUGCUUAUAGUUCUAUUGGAUCAGCAAAAACUCCUGAACAGAAGGGUUGGCUAAUUGAAUAUUCACCUAAAGAACAAGAAUAUUUCAAUGCAUUAGGAGAUGUCUGGAUGGAAGACUUUGAUUAUAGAUCAUAUGCCCAGAUAGAAAAGGAUGAGAAGGAGGGAAUUAAAAAGUAUUCUAUUAAAUAUAGUGAACAAGAUCAAGUUCAACCUAGUGCAGAGGAUAAGAAGAGAGCUGCAGCUAAACGGAAAGAGCAGUUAUUAAAGAUCCAACAGACGGUUAAUGAGAAGUUGGAUGAGGUGGAGAAUCCAUGGUGGAAGUUAUAGACGAUAUAGUAUAUUAAACGUGUUAGUAUAGUAAUAAUACAGUAAUAAUACAGUAA
Molecule: messenger RNA, 2705 nt
Organism: Scheffersomyces amazonensis
Lineage: Eukaryota; Fungi; Ascomycota; Pichiomycetes; Serinales; Debaryomycetaceae
Gene: MNN14
Product: Mnn14p
Exons: 1
Coding region: 253-2649 (798 amino acids)
Biological process (GO): protein O-linked glycosylation
Cellular component (GO): Golgi apparatus
Molecular function (GO): alpha-1,3-mannosyltransferase activity
Source: RefSeq, a predicted model, not a curated record